Molecule: messenger RNA, 995 nt
Organism: Oncorhynchus tshawytscha (Chinook salmon)
Lineage: Eukaryota; Metazoa; Chordata; Actinopteri; Salmoniformes; Salmonidae
Product: rRNA N6-adenosine-methyltransferase ZCCHC4-like
Exons: 3
Coding region: 282-545 (87 amino acids)
Source: RefSeq, a predicted model, not a curated record
UGACUUGCCUAGUUAAAUAAAUGUUCAAUAAAAAAACUCAAGUACCUUUGAUAAGUUGCCAGACACAUCAUAUAAUGAGUAUUUCACUUGAUAGUUCUUCGCACCACCUCUACAUAAUAUUCUUCCAAUUAAAACAGUGAUUGUUUUGUUUCUUUCUUCCAAUCCAGGUUUUAAAAGUUCCUCGCUCUCCCCCCUAGGAAUGAAGUUCUGCCUGGACUGUCAGCUCCUCUUCCUAACGGGAGAAUGGGAAGGCCACGCCCUUCACAAGAUGUCACAGGCUGAUGACAUCACAAGAGGCCCGGCUGAGCAGGCCCAGUCUGAUGCUGAAACCCUUGGAGAACAAGAAGAGUAACACCCAGUACCUGUUCGCUGACCACAGCUGUCACUUCCUGUUGGAUAACAUUGCCGGGACGCCCAGACUCCAUGAGCUAUUCAAGCUAAGAAACCAGGAAGGUAAAGGUGACCCCAUGAAAAGUCUGCAACUGGCUGUAAACAUCAGAGAACAGUGUGGAGAUGCCCAUACUUCUUUGAACUGCGUAUCCUAGAGUACUUCCCCUCUUUCACCAUGCUAGACUACCAGGCAAGCCAGUUGUAUUCAGACGUAUUGGCUAAUCUUAGGAGCACAGCUUGACAUGUGUACAUUAGUAAAAGAUGAUGAUUGAUAAUAAUGUGCAUUUACUAUAAUGUACUGUAUGUAUACCCAAUGUCUCUCUGCUUGUCACUCAGCAUUACAGAUUGUGGGUAAGGCCUUGUGGUAGACUAGCGUCCUGCCCAGGGGGUGUACUUGUACAUCAAGCUGCCACACGCUACAGGAACUGGAGAUAGGCUCCUGGACUAUGGGCGUUCUGGCUCAGACAAGGCUACUUCCUUUGUUUUACUAUAUGUAGUCCUUCCACCACCAAACAGACUCACUGGGUAGUCCUUCCACCACCAAACAGACUCACUGGGUAGUCCUUCCACCACCAAAAAGACUCACUGGGUAGUCCUUCCACCAC